AUGAAAACUUCCGGAAAAUCGUACCUCAUCAAGCCGGAUCAACUUGCUCGUCGAUGGAGAACCAGUUUUGAAUGUGCUCGUCGCACCCUGGAGAAGACAACUCAACGUGCCGUUCGUGAUUGGUCACUUGUUCAAGGGUCUCGUCGUUUUCGCCCUGUACAAUAUCAGUUGGAGUAUCCAAGAUUGAAAACAAAUGUCUAUGUUGAUGUUAAGUUUGGACCCUGCAAGUCAGCUGAAGGGAACACUUGCGUCGUGAUCUAUGCUACACCAGUACAGUGGGCUCGUGCUUAUCCGUUGAACAAAGAAUCUGUUGUUCACACAAGCCUCACACAACUAUUUCGUCAGUUCGGUUUUCCCCAAUGUCUCAUACCUGACGAUGCCAAGUCACUCACUCAAGGGAAAUUCCGAGAAGUUGCUAACAAAGGACAAGUGCCAAUUCAUCCUAUUGAGCCUCAUCAUCCUAAUCAAGCACUGACAGAAGACACAAUUCGGGAAGGAAGUCGACUUUACCGUCGAUUCAUGCAUGCAAGGAAUAUCCCUAUUGCGUUCUGGGAGCGAGUUUUUAUGUAUGCUUUUGAGAUUCGCAGUCACAUGGCACUGGGACUUGCAAUACAAGAAGGAGAAUGUGGAGCCACAAUCGAUUCUGGCAACACUAAAGAUAUCUCUCACCUGGUUGAUUUUGCUAUUUGGGAUUGGUGUUGGUGCCUCUCACCUAAUCGCUCAUCUAAGGAUGGGAAACAACUAUGUCGUUGGCUUGGUCCAAGUUUUCCUAUUGGAGCAGCUCUUUGUUUUGCUGUUGCUAUUGCCAAUGGACAAGUACUACAACGAUCGUCAGUGAUUCCUUUAUCAGCUGAAGAACAAAACAGUGAACCCAUGGAAGAGAAGAAGAAAGAAUUUAUGGAAGCUCUGAAGAAGAAUCUGAAGAAGAAGUCUGAUGGAGUUUCUAUCUCUGAAGAAGACCUUGAUCGCAUUUGGCAUAAAUACAACAUGCCGAUCUCUGCAAUCGAAGAUGGUGGUUACCCGCAGUAUGCACAAUAUGAAGAUCACCCACAAGAAGAUCCUCGCCACAAGAUUGCAGAUGAUUUUGAAGAGCUGCCAGAUCAAGAAUCAGAUCCUGUUGAGUUUGACAAAUAUGUCUCUGCAAAAGUAUCGUUUAAUUCAGAUGGAGUUGAGACUUUCGGAGUUGUUCAAGGUCGGAAGCGUGACUCAUCUGGAAAAUUGAUUGGUCACUACCACAAGAAUCCACACCUUGACACAUCUAUCUAUCAAGUGGAGUUCGAGGAUGGAAAAGUGGAAAACUUCUAUGCAAAUCAGAUUAUUGAAGGGAUAAUGAUGAAUGUCGAUGAUGAAGGUAAUACGAUGUACCGGAUUCGCGAAUUUAUUGAUCAUCAACGUGAUGGACGAGCAGUUAGAGGGGACGAUGGAUGGUAUACUACCUCUAGCGGUCUCAAGCGUCCACGAAAGACAACUAAAGGAUGGAAAUUAUUAGCUGAAAUGAAAGGUGGAGAAACCGAAUGGCUUGAUCUAUCAGUAGCAAAAGAAGCGUUUCCUAUCGAGGUCGCUGAAUAUGCUGUUGCAAACAAGCUUGUGUCAG
Molecule: messenger RNA, 1594 nt
Organism: Cylindrotheca closterium
Lineage: Eukaryota; Bacillariophyta; Bacillariophyceae; Bacillariales; Bacillariaceae
Source: the annotation of a GenBank genome assembly